UCGGUAUAAAAGCUUAUCACUCACCAAUUUCAUAAUAGUAUUUUCUGUGCUUAAUCCACAAACGGACAACAUGAAGCUUAUUAUUUUGUCUGUAGCCCUUUUCGCUACCGUCUUCGCCGACGUAUCCCACUUGGCCGACCAGCAGGUCCCAAUCAUCCGUUUGGAAUCCGACAUCUCUCCUGAGGGAAGCUACCAAUGGGCUCUUGAAACCGGUAACGGAAUCGCCGCUCAAGAAGCCGGUCAAAUCCGCGCCCUUGGACCGGAACAAGUAGCUAAGUCUGCCCAAGGUUCCUUCCAAUGGACCUCCCCCGAAGGAGUGCCAGUAGCCAUCCAAUACGUAGCUGACGAAAACGGUUACCAACCAUCCGGUGACGCCAUCCCACAACCACCACCAAUCCCAAUUGCCAUCCAGAGGGCUUUGGAAUACAUCGCCGCUCACCCACCACCACCAGAAAGGCCAUGAAGCUUUUCCCCUUAAUUUUAAUAAAAUUACCAUAAAAGUGCUAAUGUAAGAUUGUGAGGAAGACUGUAAAUAUAAUUGGAAAAUGUGA
Molecule: messenger RNA, 551 nt
Organism: Aethina tumida (small hive beetle)
Lineage: Eukaryota; Metazoa; Arthropoda; Insecta; Coleoptera; Nitidulidae
Product: larval cuticle protein LCP-17-like
Exons: 3
Coding region: 71-463 (130 amino acids)
Cellular component (GO): chitin-based extracellular matrix
Molecular function (GO): structural constituent of chitin-based larval cuticle
Source: RefSeq, a predicted model, not a curated record